Candidula unifasciata is the source of this 1298-nucleotide messenger RNA. Lineage: Eukaryota; Metazoa; Mollusca; Gastropoda; Stylommatophora; Geomitridae. The record is from the annotation of a GenBank genome assembly.
GUGAUUUGAACUUCAGCUUCGAUGACCUCAACCCAUGCUGUGAAGUGGCGAUGGAAGACAGUUUCCAAGACUUCAUCGACUCUGCACUUGAACAGUCUUAUUCUACCUUUCUUCACGAACUGUCUCCUGACAACGAGACAUCGUCGUCGAGCUGUACAGAUACCGUGAUUUUCAGCAAAGACCAGUUUCUGGCAGCACUGGAACUCCGACCAGUGCAAAACAACAGUAACAGUUCUAACAUGUUGUCACCGUCAUCAACGCCCGUAGACGUUGGAUGUUGCUCUGACAGCGCUACCCGGUCCUCAAGUGUGUCAGUAGCAGAGACUGCUGACUCUUCAACUCCCAAAGUUUAUACUCAAGAUUCGAGCUCUAAUGAUCAAGUACCAACGAGACAAUGUUCCUGUAUGGGGUUUGUAAGUGAAUCCAAGGCUGUGUACUCAGUAGCUCACUCGACAAACCAAGAAAGCCUUAUGACGUGUUCUAGUACUUCAGCGUUGAGCAAGGGGGACGACUGCACUGAAUGCUCCCAGUCGGGACUUACCUCUGAAGUGCGCAUGUCACCGUUGUUCGUAGACCCCUUUUCCGGUUCAAUUUGUUGUUCUUCCCAAUUGUAUCAACAAGAUGGUAUGUACAUUGUAAUGGAAGAAGAUUCGUUGCAAAAAACCGACAGAGACACAGCCGGUAUCAUGACAUGGCUUAAUGACAGCCAGCAGGUAUUUCGACAACAAUACGGCCACACUAACGGCAUAAGUCCGGAACACAGUCAAGACGUUAUUGCUGGUACGGAGCUGUCAAAUCAAAACACGACAAUCACCUCAUCGAUGGAUUUAGAGACGUUUGCAGAUCUGGAAGAUGUUGAGGUAGAAGCCACAGAUAAAGAACCACAUACUCAUACGUGCCAGAAACCUGAGAAUCCCUCAAACUGUUUCAGUAAUUCCCCGUGUAUUUCUCGGUUAAAACUGUCAGCAUUUACAGAACGCGUGGAAUCCAUUGGAAAAUUAACACAAAGCUUUUGUUCUUAUACAUACCCCGAAAGUUCAGAAUUACUAAGUCCCAGUUCUUCAUAUGUCGCACACAAUGACUUCUCCCCAGCGUUGUCUAUCCCAGAUUCUAACCAAUCGCCGUUCUCUCCUCAACAUUUGAGGAGCAUGGAUUUAUCAUUUUCCUCAAAUUACGACGAUGCAAUAUUUGACACUUCAGUGAAAAGCCCAUUAGCCUUGUUGAACCUGUUUUCAGAUGAGAAUGCAGCCUCCCUUCUCCAUGCAGAUUCUACAGUUCCAAGUUUCAGGUUCAUGUGA